This is a messenger RNA of Alosa sapidissima (American shad), 2464 nucleotides long. RefSeq names its product hydroxy-delta-5-steroid dehydrogenase, 3 beta- and steroid delta-isomerase 1 (gene hsd3b1). Gene Ontology annotation, biological process: steroid biosynthetic process. Gene Ontology annotation, molecular function: 3-beta-hydroxy-Delta5-steroid dehydrogenase (NAD+) activity. The coding region runs from base 340 to 1461 and encodes 373 amino acids. The transcript is spliced from 3 exons. The record is from RefSeq and is a predicted model, not a curated record. NCBI's taxonomy places the organism in Eukaryota, Metazoa, Chordata, Actinopteri, Clupeiformes, Clupeidae.
AUGCAUAAAUAUCCAACAUCCUGCCUGCCAGUCAGUCCUGACUGAGAUUUCCAUGCCCUCGGGUGCCUUCUCGUACCCAAGGAAUUGCUUCAGGUAGCACUAAUAAACUGCAUUCAACCUAUUCGAGGACUCCAGUCAUCUUUCACAGUAGACAAGGACACAGUAUCAAAAGGAGUUUUGUCUAGACAGUCUUGGUAGGAUACAAUCUGUUUUCAGAGUGGACUUACUAGGAUCCAGUCUCAAGAGGAGGCACACUGUUUUCAGAACAGACAAGGACACCUACAGGGUUGUGUGUGUGUGUGUGUGUGGUGCGGGAGGACGCAAGUCGGACAGACAGCCAUGUCGUUGUUGGGAGACGUGUGUGUGGUGACGGGAGCAUGCGGGUUCCUGGGGCAGUACCUGGUGAAGCUUCUCCUGGAGGAGGAGAAGCUGGCUGAGAUCCGACUGCUGGACAGGAUCGUCCGACCGGAAUUCGUACAGGACCUGGAAGAUACAAGGGGUGAGACGUCAGUGAGCGUGUUUGAAGGAGACAUCAGGGACACUGAUCUCCUCAGGAGAGCUUGUCGGGGCGCAUCCAUCGUCUUCCACACGGUCUCCCUCAUCGACGUCAUAGGAACACUGAAGUACAGUGAACUCCACGGGGUCAAUGUCAAAGGGACCCAGAUGCUUCUGGAAGCGUGCAUCCAGGAGAACGUCUGCUCUCUCAUCUACACGAGCAGCAUCGAGGUGGCCGGCCCCAACCCCCACGGCGACCCCAUCGUCAAUGGCGAUGAGGACACCCCGUACUCCGCCUGCCUGAGGUUCCCCUACAGCCGCACCAAGAAGGAGGCCGAGGAUCUGUGUCUCCAUGCCCAGGGUGAGGUGCUACGUAACGGGGGCCAUCUGGCCACCUGUGCCCUGCGGCCCAUGUACAUCUUCGGCGCCGGCUGCCGCUUCACACUGGGCCACAUGCGUGACGGCAUCCGCAACGGCAACGUGCUUCUGCGGGCGUCGCCCCGCGAGGCGCUUGUGAACCCCGUGUACGUGGGCAACGUCGCCGCCGCACACCUCCAGGCCGCCCGGGCACUCCGCGACCCGCACAAGAGGGCGGCGGUCGGCGGGAACAUGUACUACGUGGCAGACGACACGCCGCCAGUCAGCUACUCGGACUUCAACCACACUGUGCUGGCGCCACUGGGCUUUGGCAUCCAGGAGCGGCCGACGCUCCCGUUCCCCGUCCUCUACGUCAUCUGUUUCCUUAUGGAGAUGCUGCAGACGGUCCUCCGGCCCUUCCUGCGUUUCACUCCGCCCCUGAACAGGCAGCUCCUGACCAUGCUGCACACGCCCUUUUCAUUCUCCUACCAGAAGGCCAAAAGGGAUUUGGGGUACACACCCCGAUACAGCUGGGAGGAGGCUCGCAAGAUCACCACUGAUUGGCUAGCCUUAAUGCUGGCCAAGGAGAGAGCCCAAGAUCACCACUGAUUGGUUGGCCCUAAUGCUAAAAGCCAAAUGAUUUCUAGAGGGUAGAAAGUAAACGAGAGAGUCUGAGUAGGUACAUUUUUUGAUAGAUUUCACUGAAAGGAGUUAGCCUGAUAAAACCACACUCAUUCACUUUGGCGUAGACUUUGUGUUAAAUUUGAAAUCACUAGUCCAGUCUAACCAAUCACAUUGAUCAGGGAUUCCUAAUAUUACUUCCUACUUUGCCUAAACUUAACAAACAACAACUGCAUUGGCAGUCAGGAAACAAUAUUUGUAGGCCUACCUUUGCUGUACUUACAUUUACACAUUCUUCUGACUGCAAGUGUUGCUACUACAGUACCAUUUACCACAGCCAUUUUCGAUUUUGAUUGUGUGCCAGACUAGUAGUAAGAAAAUUCUAUGUGGGAAUGGCCACAGAGUGGAAAUGAGUGGAAUGGAGUUGGUUCUUCUAUCUAAACAUCAACAUUCACUUGAAAAAAAUCUGAAUGUGAUUCUAUUCUGUAUGUGAACAGUAGGUCCUGAUCAUAAGACUUUUAUUUUGAAUUUUUUUUUGUUGUAUUGAAUAUUAUUUUAAGGAUAUGUUGACAGUAAACCAAUUUGCAAUAAUUUACACGUUUUGUCUACAUUUGUCAUUCAACAAAUUGUACAGCUUUCUACUUGACCUACAGAAAUAUAUAUUUUUGGAAGUGAAAGGGAUCAUAGUGAUGAUUUGCAAUAAAACUGCACAAUCUGUAAAGAUAACUGUUCAUUGUCUUUAGUGGUUGCAUUUCACUAUCAGGGCUCAAUGGUAACUUUUAAAAGUGGUUGCCAGCUUGGCAUGAGGUCUUGGUUGCCAAAGCCAAACAAAUGUAGUUGUCACAGGGGAAACCAAGGUCUGUGAAUGAUUCAUUCAUUUGAUAUUCAAUUGCUUGCUAAAAAUGUUAUGUAUUAUCUGGUUUUAUAUAGGCACAUACUGUACAUUUAGAAAUUUGUUUUGUUAAAUAAACUCUCCAAAGUAUUUCACUCA